UUUGCUUUCGUCCGCUUCUAAAAUCGCGAAAUAUUAAAGAAUAACAUGUCUUCCGAGGGGAAUUCAGGAAUUCCUGAAUCUCCUCCCCUCCUAGAACGAAGUAAACAGCUAACAAGUAGAAAAUGGCAUAACAAUAUCAUGAAUUUGUUGUUAAGAAAAAAUGUUUGUGGUGCAUGUUUACGAUUGGAAAAUGAUCUUGUUCAUUGGGAUGUUGAAUUUACUGUAGUGCGUUCUGAGAAUGAGAACGAAAUCUCUUUGAAGAACAUUAUGAUCUCUGCUUUUGGACCUAGUGUUGCAAACAUCAUUUCAACACCAAAUUUUUGCCAAAACUGUACAGAUACAAUAUUGGGAGCCCACAUUCUCAUUGUAAACCUAAGAGAAAACUGUAGAAACAUACAGAAAAAGUUGAUAGAAAUAACUAAGCAAAUGAAAUGGACGGCAUAUUUAGAUGAGACAGGAUCUUUGGCGGACACAAUAAUAAAUAACAACAAAGAAGAAUAUAAAUUAAUCACUGGAACAGCUAAUUUAAAUGAACCAAUCAGAAAAGAAGUGAAAACACAUAAAAUAAUACUAGAUAAUGAGUCAUUAAAGAAUAAACUAGUUAAAGAUGCUAAUAUGCAUAAGUAUUUAUUUCAUCAAGUCAAGGAAACAGAGCCCACACUACCUGCUGGAAUCACAGUGAAAAAGGUUGUUAAAGACAUUGACAACAUUGAAAUGACUGAUUUUGCACCACAAGAUUUAUUAGAACUAAAUUGGGCUGAAGAUGAAAAAGAACCUAACGAACUGCAAAGCAAUGAAGCUUUGAUUAUGAAUUUAAUGGAAGAAGCAAAAACAGGUGACAAGCACAAACAUUUUCAUGAUCAUUUAAAUUUGAAAGUUAUAGAACCUGAAACACAGACUUUGAAUGAUUCACUAUCAGUCAAAUUAGUACAGAAUCAAACAGAAAAUGAAAAUUACAGUGAUUCUGAAGUAGUACCUCAAGACUUGCUUGAAUUGAAGUGGCCAGACGAACCAAAUCAAAGUGAUAAACAACAAACAAUAAUACCUGUUAAGAAGCUUAACUUUAAUGAAUCAUUAACAGUAAAAUAUAUACCUUCUCAUAAACUACUGAGAGUCUAUGGUGGUCCCAAAGCUUCUCAAAAUUUAGCCGGAAAUUGCAAUGAUAAAGAGACACAGGACGAAACUGCUCAAAAACCCAGUAUAGAUCUUACGAAAUGGUUGCAUGAUCAAGGCAUGAACACCAUUAAAGCUAAAAGUAUUACUGAUAUCAGUGCUACACAAGAUUUUGAUAUAGAGGACCAUAUAACUAAAAAAGUUAAAGUAGAAAUGAAAGAUCCUGAAAGAUCUAAUCACUCUGGAACUGGAUUGAUAAAAAAUAAAUGCAGUAUUGCUGUUAAAAACUUAGAGUUAGAAGAAGCUUUAGACUUGAGAGAUCCAGACAUCGAUACUGAUGCAAUCAGAUGUGGACUUUGCGAUUUAAAAUUCAUACUUUUUGAAUCAUAUCAAAGUCAUUAUAAAACGCAUAACAUAUCUGAUAAAGCAAAAUGUUAUAAGUGUUCUGGUAAAUUUCCUGUUGUUGAAUUGUUAAUAGAGCAUCUACUGAAUAUACAUUCUGAGCAUAUGUCUUACUGCACUAUAUGUUACGCGCUGUUACCUCAAACUAAGAUGGCACAUCACGUAAUUGAAUACCAUGCAAAGAAAGUUCAAAUUGUAAACGCCCAGUCAGUACCUUUAAUAACCAAGGAUGGUAGAUGUAAAUCUUGCCUUCAAACAUCAGUUGGCAGCUCUCAUAUCUGUGUAUUUAAUUACGAAUGCAUUGAAUGUAAACAAGACUGCAUACACGAAAGAUUCAUUAAAUCAUUCAUAGAACAAAUCAAAGAUAAUAAAACAGUAUAUAAAUGCACAGACUGUGAAUAUAUGUACAAAACUAAGCAGGAUAUCGUCAAACAUGCCAACUAUAUGCAUCUUCGGCAUUUAUCUCACCAGUGCAAUGUCUGCGAAAUGAAAUUUGGAUCUCAAAAUGAACUUACCAAGCAUAGCGCUUCUUGCCAUUACACUUGUAUGCGAUGCAAGAAAGUGUUUUCAGAGAAGAAUCUUAACCAUGACUGUCAUUUAGAAAGUGAUUUGUGUUGUGAAACCUGCGGACAAAAGUUUAGCAAUCCGAGAUUGUUACACAAGCAUAAAGAAACUGCGUCAGCUAUAAGAGAUCAGUGUAUUCUUUGCCAUGAUUUUGUUCCAAACAUAUGUAAUCUGUCCCGACAUAUGCAGGUUAAACACCAAGUGUAUUUAAAAAAAGUCAACGAAACAAUUUUCUAUGAAUGCACAAUUUGCCAGCAAAGAUUUGACGAUGGAAUCGAAUUUAGGCAGCACAAAUGUUUGUACGACUGUCAUAUUUGUGAAAAAAGAUUUAUUAAUAAAAUACUGUAUGAAAGACAUUUGCAAGCACAUAAAACUGGUAGACCGAAAUUUAAGUGUUCUGUUUGUAACUUGGAGUUAAAAGACAAAAGCUCUUUGAGUAAUCAUAUGGGAACACAUCCGGAGCAUGUGACAUGUCCGAUAUGCAAAACCUAUGUUACGAAAACUGUCUUAUUAAAGCAUGUUGAAAGUCACAAAGAUGCUGGUGAUCUAAAAUGUCCGCAUUGCGUUUUAGUGUGUGAGAACCAAAAUCAGUUAGAAGUGCAUGUGAACAGGUUCCAUCUAAUGCAAAGGCCAUACCAGUGCGAUAUAUGUAGUAAAUCUUUCUAUGGAAAAUUAAAAUUACGUGAGCAUAUAAAAGAACAUAACGCGUCUCAUCGUCGUACCUGUCAAUGCCCUGUAUGUGAUAAGAGUUUCACUAGAAAAGUGUAUUUGGAAAAACAUUUGAAGUUACAUACAACUGGGCAGCUGUAUAACUGUAAUUUGUGUGAAAAAGUGUAUAUUUCUGAAGCCCUCUUGAAGCAACAUAGGAAGAGCCAUGCAGACGAUUUAGAGUCUAAACCUGAAACUUCUCAAAGCGGUCACAUUUAUUCCAUAUUAUUUGAUGCAUAAUAAAUUAUUAUUUGAUUUAACAGGUUAAACACAUUUCUAUUCAUCACAACAUUCAUCUUACUCGUUUCAUAGGCAAUUAUUUAUAGGUAUAUACUUUUCAUCUCUUUACAAUUUUUCUUAUCCUGAUCAAUUAUGUGUUGACUGUUGACGUGAUUUGAUCUGGUUCCGGCAGAAUAUCAGUGCUGCUGCCUCAGGGCGUAGCGUAAUACUGAGCCUUUUGUCUUGUUGCGACGCGCUCAGUAUUAUAAUAUACUAUUGUAAAAAUCUGUGCAAUUUCCUGUUUCGAAUUUGCUUAUUAAAAUAUGUAUUUUAAUUAUUUUUUGUAACUUAUUUCUAUUGUGUAUUGUGACAAGCAAAUAGACGGAUAUCUAUCUGGCAUCUAUCUAUCACGUGUAAAAUUUUGUAACUUAGUAAAUGUAUAGAAUAUUUUAUGCUCAUUUUUGUUCUAUCUACCUUAGAUAACCAAAGACCUAUAUAACUUCGUAUAGACAGAUAAAGUCUAUGAAAAAAACGUACCC
Molecule: messenger RNA, 3545 nt
Organism: Leguminivora glycinivorella
Lineage: Eukaryota; Metazoa; Arthropoda; Insecta; Lepidoptera; Tortricidae
Product: zinc finger protein Xfin-like
Exons: 2
Coding region: 46-3027 (993 amino acids)
Biological process (GO): regulation of transcription by RNA polymerase II
Cellular component (GO): nucleus
Molecular function (GO): DNA-binding transcription factor activity, RNA polymerase II-specific; RNA polymerase II transcription regulatory region sequence-specific DNA binding
Source: RefSeq, a predicted model, not a curated record